GUGGUGAUUCUGGAGAGGCGUAACAGAGCUGGUAAGAUUCUGUAUAAGCCAGUUUUGGGAGGAUGGAAUGGCAGUAAAGAAGACAAACACAAGCUUCUGGAGGAACUCGAAAGACUGCAGAAGGAUCCCUCCAUCCUCAAUAAUGAUGCCGUUCUCCCAGAGCUCAACAAUGAGUUCACCUCGAUGUUUUUAAUAAGAUGGAUUUACACGGCAUAUGACUACUUGUCUGAAAUUAUCGAUGAUCUUCUUCACAAUAACUGGCGUGAGAUGAUGCCCCUACUGUCUUUGAUAUUCUCU
Molecule: messenger RNA, 297 nt
Organism: Sinocyclocheilus rhinocerous
Lineage: Eukaryota; Metazoa; Chordata; Actinopteri; Cypriniformes; Cyprinidae
Product: dnaJ homolog subfamily C member 16-like
Exons: 3
Source: RefSeq, a predicted model, not a curated record